Messenger RNA from Phymastichus coffea, 912 nucleotides. RefSeq names its product 15-hydroxyprostaglandin dehydrogenase [NAD(+)]-like. The record is from RefSeq and is a predicted model, not a curated record. Gene Ontology annotation, cellular component: cytoplasm. Bases 73 to 861 code for a protein of 262 amino acids. NCBI's taxonomy places the organism in Eukaryota, Metazoa, Arthropoda, Insecta, Hymenoptera, Eulophidae. Gene Ontology annotation, molecular function: oxidoreductase activity, acting on the CH-OH group of donors, NAD or NADP as acceptor. The transcript is spliced from 6 exons.
UUGAAAUACUACUGCAGUAGGAUUUUAGCCGUCACUUUGCAAACACCUUGCCAAAUUUAACGUUCAAGAAAAAUGAACGAUCUCAAAGAAAAAGUGGUGGUUAUCACUGGUGGAUCUAGUGGUAUUGGUUUAGCUAUCGUUAAACAAUUAUUAAAUACGGAAAUUAAGUUCCUCGCUAUGUUUGAACUGGAUCACGAAAACUCUAGAAAAAUAGUAAAAGAUUUAGAAAAAGUGUAUAAAUCAAAAAUCGGACUAUAUCCAUGUGACGUAUCAAAAACUUCUCAGUUAGAAGAAAACUUCGAGAAAGUAUUUCAAACGUACAACACUGUCGAUAUUCUCAUAAAUAAUGCUGGAAUUGCCCAUGAAGAUAAUCCAGAGCUCAUGAUGGACGUCAAUUACAAAGCUGUCGUCUUGGCUAGUUUGAUGGUGAUCAAACGCAUUGGAAAACAUAAGGGUGGCGAAGGUGGCACCAUCGUUAACAUCGCGUCGACAUUGGGACUUCAAAAUAUUUUCUAUCCUAUUUACUGCUCUACUAAACACGCUGUUGUUAGUUUUACGCGAACAAUGGAGCAACAUUACGAAACGACUGGUGUUAGAGUGGUUGCAAUCUGUCCAGGUUUGACUGAUACACCGAUUCUUGAUACCACCUAUAAUAAUUUGGAAUUCAAUACUUAUUAUCUCAUGGAUAUUUCAUCUCUGAAGAAACAAUCACCUGAUACCGUAGCUGCAGCAGUAAUGAAGAUCAUCAAAGAAGGAAAUUGUGGAUCCGUUUGGGUUGUGGAUAACGACGAGCCGCCAUUCGCAGUGAAAUAUCACCCUCAAAUAGAUCUUCUCGCAAAUUCUAUCAAAAGUAAUUUGUAAAUAUAACUCGAAAGAUACAAUGUUAAUUUAAAAAUGAAAACGCGCACAAGA